ACGCAGGGCCGGGAUGGCGCGCAGCACCCCGGCGUAGGUCCGGGCGGGAGCCAUGGGGCCGCUGCGGGCGCUGGUGCUCGCGGUGCUGGCGGUGCAGUGCACGGAGGCCGCGGCCGGCUCCAGCCCGGAAAAUUCAUGAACUCCAGCAGGUUCCUCAUUCUUGAAUUCAGGGACUCUGUUCCAAGGAGCAUUGUUACUCUCCUACUAGGUUUUCUUGAAUUCUCUGUGGGAAAAUUUACAUACUUUGAGCUCAACAGGCCCUUUCCUGUGGAAGCUGCUCUACAUCAAAUUUCAAGCAAUGUGACUUUUCUUAUUUUCCAAAUACACUCACAGUAUCAGAACACAACUGUUUCAUUUACUAAGACUCUCCUUCCCAACGCCUCAGAAACAGGCAACGACGGAGGACUGGUCUUCACUCUUAGACCUGAGCAGACCGUAUGCACUUGGUACUUGGGGACUGAAGAUACCAAGCCUGUCAAAAACGUAGCCAUUCCACUCCCUUACUCAGAAGGAGAUCCUAUUCCCGGAGGCUGUAAUUUGGAGUUUGAUUUAGAUAUUGAUCCCAACAUUUACUUGGACUAUAAUUUUUUUGAAACAACUAUCAAAUUUGCCCCAGCAAACCUAGGCUAUGCAAGAGAUGAGGAGCCUCCGUCUUGCGAUGUGGGCACAGGCCAGGACUUCAGGUGGAGGCUGCAGUAUGAUGUGUACCAGUAUUUUCUGCCUGAGAAUGACCUCACCGAGGCCGCACUGCUUUGGCAUCUGCAGAGGAUGGCCCAGGUGCCCCAGGUGAAGGCCAGUGCUGUCAAGGUGAUUACCCUAACAGGUAAUGAGAAGACAACUGUCUCCUUCUCUUCCCUCCCCGGACAAGGAGUCAUUUAUAACGUCAUUGUUUGGGACCCGGCCCUCAAUACGUCUGCCGCAUACAUUCCUGUGCACACGUAUGCCUGCAGCUUUGAGUCAGCAGAGGGUAACUGUGCUUCUCUGGGAAGACUAUCUACCAAAGUGUUCUCCACGCUGUUUGCCCUGCUUGGCCUCUUCAUUUGUUUCUUUGGACACAGAUUCUGGAAAACAGAAUUGUUCUUCAUCGGCUUCAUCUUCCUGGGAUUCUUCUUUUAUAUCCUGAUUACUAGACUGACAUCCCUUAAGUAUGAUGUUCGUCUGGUGCUCACAGCCGUGGCCGGCAGUGCCGGUGGAGUCCUUCUGGUGGCUGCUUGGUGGCGUUUUGGGACCCUCCUACUCUGCAUGCUGUGUGUUGGACUCGUGCUGGGCUUCUUCAUUGCCUCUGGGGCUUUCUUCACUCCGCUGGGAAACCUAAAGGUUUUCCAUGACGAUGGAGUGUUCUGGGUAACAUUCUCUUGUAUAGCUCUGCUUAUCCCAGUGGUGUUCAUGGGCUGCCUCCGAAUACUGAACAUCCUGACUUGUGGGGUUGUUGGCUCCUACUCGGUGGUCUUGGCUGUUGACAGUUACAUGUAUACCAGCCUCUCCUACAUCACUCUGAAUGUCCUCAGGCGAGCUCUCAACACAGAUUUCCGCAGGGCUUACCUCAGUGUGCCUUUUCAAACUAAUGACUUCAUCAUCCUGACGGUGUGGGGGAUGCUGGCGGUCAGCGGAAUUACAUUGCAGAUCCGAAGAGAAAGAGGACAGCCCCCAUUCCCUCCCCACCCCUACAAGCUGUGGAAGCAAGAGAGAGAACGUAGAGUGACGAACAUUCUGGACCCCAGCUACCACACCCCUCCCCUGAGAGAGCGGCUCUAUGGCCGACUCACCCAGAUCAAAGAACUCUUCCGGAAGGGGCAACCAGCUGGAGAGAGGACACCCCUACUUCUGUAGAUGGCCAUGGGCUUGGUCAGUGUGCCUCAGCCCUGGAGUUCCUGUCCAGACUGCCCCGCUGUCCCCAAUGCAGGUCCAAUGUGCAGUCAAGGCUCUGGGGGACAGGAUGGUGCCUUGCUGAUACAGGGGGCUGAGACAUUGGGAGGCCUCGCCAGGGCGUUAGAGGAUUCUAAGUGACAUGACAGCGGUGAACACAGACUUGGUGGUAGAAACUUUUCCUUAUUUCCACGUGACUGGUUUAUAAAAACAUCACUGUGUCCAUAAAAUAGGUACACCAAAAAAUAAAAGCCAAGGUUCUCCUAAAA
This is a messenger RNA of Nannospalax galili (Upper Galilee mountains blind mole rat), 2135 nucleotides long. RefSeq names its product transmembrane 7 superfamily member 3 (gene Tm7sf3). The record is from RefSeq and is a predicted model, not a curated record. Lineage: Eukaryota; Metazoa; Chordata; Mammalia; Rodentia; Spalacidae. The transcript is spliced from 13 exons. The coding region runs from base 136 to 1830 and encodes 564 amino acids.